Messenger RNA from Anopheles coluzzii, 651 nucleotides. RefSeq lists its product as uncharacterized. Lineage: Eukaryota; Metazoa; Arthropoda; Insecta; Diptera; Culicidae. The transcript has 3 exons. The coding region runs from base 62 to 625 and encodes 187 amino acids. The record is from RefSeq and is a predicted model, not a curated record.
UGUCAAUUGCCAAUCGUGUCCGAUACAGAACGAAACAAACACAACCGUUUCCUCAGCCGGUAUGUGCACUCGCGACUGUUACCGUGUGUUUGGUUAUUUUCUCGGCUUUCUGUGGAUGGUCAGUGCCGUGUACUAUACGACCGAAACGGUCGAACUGCUGAAGCUGAUGCGGUUACGGUGCGAUAAGGUGUCCGGGUCGUUACGCGCUCCGGACGACGGCGGUGACGACGCCGUGCCGGACGCCGGUCCGGCUCGGUUACAGUUUAGCACGGAAAUGAUUGCCCGCGUGUGUGAGUUCUACACCCAUCUGGAUGUGUUUUUACCGUACCACAUCAUCACGACCAUCAUCAAAAUGACGCCCGGUGUACUGCUGGUGGUUGGAAUAUUUAAGAACAACAUCACGCUGGUGCAGGUGUUUGCGGUGUACGGUCUGCUCGAGGAGUGUUUCUUUGUGAUUGUGUUUUCGAAAAUAUUUGCCGUCAUACAAGCGAUCAACACGUCCGUCUGGAUCUAUUGGAUUAUUGUUAUAUUUUGCUUGAAGCUGUUUUUCGCCAUCUGGAUACUGUUGGGUGUGUAUGCGGCGGUACAGCCCCGUAGCAGGGCAUCCCGUCCUCCGCGCGUUUAACGCACCACUACCAAAUAACAACGCAG